This is a messenger RNA of Ahaetulla prasina, 5444 nucleotides long. It is a transcript of the gene CNIH3, whose product is annotated as cornichon family AMPA receptor auxiliary protein 3. Bases 1434 to 1916 code for a protein of 160 amino acids. The transcript has 6 exons. The record is from RefSeq and is a predicted model, not a curated record. Gene Ontology annotation, cellular component: synapse; dendrite. NCBI's taxonomy places the organism in Eukaryota, Metazoa, Chordata, Lepidosauria, Squamata, Colubridae. Gene Ontology annotation, biological process: regulation of AMPA receptor activity; vesicle-mediated transport.
UUAAAUAAUUUAAUAAAAUUUACUUUUACUGAAAUCUCAAUACAAAGUGCAUUAUGAUCAGUAAGGUGUGCAAUGGAACUUUCUCUGUUAAUUGAUUUACUUAGCAAAGGUAAUCGAAGAUGUUUUCUUCCACCAGAGCCUUAGUGGGUCUUGACAUUAUUUUGCGUACUACAUGGAGGAAAAGAGCAGCCUUCAACAAAGCAAGUUCCCACUUCUCUCUUGCCUGCCAAGAAGGAUGUGUGAAACAUCAUUUCAAUCCACCCUGCCCUUGUGAUUCCCCACCCCUCCCCCGCCGUUUCCUUUUCUGAACGAGGGACGGUGGCAGAUGGCCUCGAGUGGGUAGAAACGGAGCGUUGAUCAACAGUUAACUUGGCUCCGAAGCCCAUCUAGGCUGGCGCAGUUCCCCUCACCGUGUGCCAGAGAGAAAGGGCGCGAGUUAAGUUUCGCCCCUCAGGAAGAGAGCGAGCGGACUCGCAAGCGGAGGCUCGUCUUUGACCCCUUGUUGCUUCUUUCGGACUUCCGAGAAGAGGCGGCCAGCUGGAGGGGACCCGAGCGGGGUCGGGCUCCACUUUACGGCGUCCUCUAACCUGUGCCGCUGCAGGUGGGAGGCGAGGAGCUGCUCCUUCGGAGAGGCGUGAGGCAUCGGGGAGCAGCAGGUGGAGCGUUUUUCCUGCUUUCUGGCCAAACUGAGGGGCAUCCGCUGCCGGGUGCGGGGAAGAUAAGAAGUCCCUCUCCCCCUCUCCCUUUUUCGUCGUGGUCCGUCGCUGAGGCGAUAAUUGAGGGGGGGGGGCGGAUGACGCCACCGAACCUCUUCGCCUCGUGAAUGUCGAACAAAGGAACUUCUGCCGAAGGAGAAAAGGUGGAAAGGGAGCCGGGGCUCUUCCCUUGCCGGAGGCUCCUGCCGUGAGCGAGAAUGCGCGCGCUCCUUCCGGGAGCUAAAAGCCACGAGCGGACCGGUUUUCUGCCGCUCCAGUCGCCUUUUCGCCCGGAUUCCCUCACGGGUUCGGAGAAAUUCGGUGUUCCCACUCCCGAGUCCGUUUAUUUUCCAUUGGGGAGAAUUGGCCUUAGGGUUGCUUUCUGAAUCAUCCCGCCUCCUUCUUUUCUCUCUCUCUCACUGUCGCUUCCUCUUGGAUGGUUUCGAAGAGUCGCCCAUUCGGAUGAGGAGUGUCACUGGAGGUGUCCUAUUUCCAUGCGCUGCUUGCCUUGUCGGAAGGUGCGAGAGCGAAAGGCAAAAACCCAGAACUGCGCUGUGCUACGUCUAACCGGACCUCAUUGUGCUCCGACCAGGGCAGUUUUGCGGAGCGAAUUUGUCUGGAGCUGUCCUUUCGCUGGAAGACAAGCAGCUCUUCGCGCCUUCCUUCGAGCAUCUCUUGGCUUCCCAAAACUAGGCUGGAGGCGCGCCGCUUCCACGAGGUUCUUCUCCUGGUCCCGCCAUGGCCUUCACGUUUGCUGCCUUCUGCUACAUGCUCUCUCUGGUCCUGUGCGCUGCUUUGAUCUUCUUCGCCAUCUGGCAUAUAAUUGCAUUUGAUGAGUUAAAGACAGACUUCAAGAGUCCUAUAGACCAGGGCAACCCAACACAUGCGAGAGAGCGGUUGAGAAACAUUGAACGGAUCUGCUUUCUUCUGAGAAAGUUAGUGUUGCCAGAAUAUUCCAUCCAUAGCCUUUUCUGCAUAAUGUUUCUGUGUGCUCAAGAAUGGUUAACUCUGGGCUUGAAUAUUCCCCUGCUUUUCUAUCAUUUUUGGAGGUAUUUCCAUUGUCCAGCAGACAGCACAGAGCUAGCCUAUGAUCCACCUGCAGUUAUGAAUGCAGAUACCUUGCGUUAUUGUCAAAGGGAAGCCUGGUGUAAACUAGCUUUCUAUCUCCUCUCAUUCUUCUACUAUUUGUACUGCAUGAUCUACGCUUUAGUGACUUCCUAAUUCAACGAUUAUGUAAAAGACUGAAAACAAAAGUGACCGUAUAAAGAUCCACCCUACAGUGAUGCCUAAUACUAAACCACAGCAAAGAAAUGGAAACUUUACAUCCAGGAACCGUACAGGAUAUAAAAGAGCGAGAGAUAAAACCCUAUAAGAAUAACAGGUGACAGCACAAGUGGAAAAAAAAUCAAGUGAUGGAUGGCUAAGCAAGCUCAUUUUCUUCUUUCCUCCCUUUGUUUUAAAACUUGCAUUUUUUUAUAUCCCAGGAUAAAAAAACUAGAUAUUUAUAAUGUGUGAAGUAGACAGUUUCAUCUGCUUGUGAUGGAGUAUGACUUUUAUUAUAUUAAUUUGUCUUCAGAGUGCAGGUUUUGCCACAAACAAGAUUGUUUCUGUAGCCUUUUUUCCCAGAGGAACUUGAAAGCAAGGCAACUAUCCUCUGGACCUGUGGUCAAGUAGAUGCAGAUAAUAGAUGCGUGCAAUAUUCUGCAUUCAAUCAUAUGCUAGAAAAAAGUUGUGAAACUUUUUGCAAUUUCAGUGACUGAAGAAAACAUAUCUUGGGAGAACACAGGGCCAAACACAUUCAAACUGCACUCAGUUAUUUUUUGUGGUUGAUGCUAAUGUUUCAACUAUGCUGAAUUAGGGUAGGUAGUGUGGUAAAAUAAUAUUAUGUUAUAUAUAAUAAUACAGUUAUCUCAAGCAUUCUAUAAUAUUGCAUUUCUCUUACUGGAGGAAAAACAUGUCCUAGUAAUGUAAUGAAUGCCUCAACAAUGUUCUACACCCUGCAGUACAUAUUAAAAAGUCCAGUUUACUUUUGUCUGGAGAUCUGUCAUAUCAAAGUAAUUGCUUCAGUUGAAUGAAAUCAACGGCCUCCCUCCCUCCCUCCCUUCCUAUGUAUCCAGUAGAUCAACAACAUGGUCGAUGUUGUAGAACAAAAUGCCAAUUGUUUUUCAUUUUGUGUAGUAUCUUUCAAAUUUUGUUUUGAGAUAUGCUCACAAAGACAGUAAAGAUCUAUGCUGAUAUAUUUAACACUACAUUCCCAAACAUUGGCUGGGGAUAAAACCAGUGAAAUUUUCUUCUGAAUUCAUACAAUUAAGAGCGCUCCCUAUACAAAAAACUGCCAUAGCUUAUGAGUUUUGAAGAGAGAAAAGAUAAAUUGUAUAAUAGCCUAAAAUCUCAGCAGGAUGGCACAUCUGCAUUAAUUGAUAUUUUAUGUUGAACAGAGUGGAACAGCUUAUUCCUUCAGCCUCUCAUUUUUCCCAUCAAUGUGCCUACUGAAAACAUAGAGUACAAACGACUUCCUGGAAAGAAGGAGAAACUGGUAGUGCAACAUGUAUGUUUUUAAAAUAUAUUUAUUUAUUUAUUUAAAUAUCUAUGUACCUGCCAAUUGUAUGCAACAUAGCCACAAGCAGCUCACAAACAAUAGAAACUACAAUAAAAACAAAAACUAAAAUACAAUUUUGCUAAAGUACAAACAAAUGUAGAAAGAAAUUAUGGAAAGAAAUAUAAGAUAACACAUAUUACACUUAUAUGUGUGUGUGUAAAACACCAUACUAUUAUAUGAUAUUGCAUACCAUUAUUGUUUGUUUAAAACACAAUACCAUUAAAAGCAACUCAAUUUGAACGAACUGAACCUUAACUGCACAGUGAUAUGGAUAAUCCUUUGUUUAUGUCUUCAAAGAACCAGUUUAAAGGUGGAAAGUGAACACAUUUAUUCAGCUCACUAUUUUACACCAGGGCUUGCAGUGUCUAUCUAAUUGUGUAUUUUAAGUACACAAUUUAUUACACCUAAGCCUAAUAGAUCUUAAUAAAACAACAAAUUCUAAAUUUUUAGUAAGCAUGUAUGUUUUAUGUUCUCAAAGUCACCUGUGAAAAGGCAUAAACCAUGCUAACUCAGAAAUUAGCUCUAUUCUAUUCAUUGGUUCAUGUUCCCAGAUAUAUGAGUAUAGGAUUGUUGUCUAAAAUGAUAUUCCUGUGUACAUUUACUUGAGAAUAAAUACUAUUGACUUCAGCGGGAGUAUUAGUUUCAUCACCUACUAGAAAUGGGGUCAUUUUGUCAACAGAUUUUCUGAAAAUGCCACCAAUAGUCAUUCUACAUUCAGCCCAUAAACUUAAUCUUUUGACUGUCCAUUUACUACAUUUUUUGGCCAAAUUUUUGGACUUCAUUGUUUAUAUUUGUGUUACCCGAAAAUAAGACUGGGUCUUAUUUUCGGGUAACACAAGUAUAAACAAUGAAGUCCAAAAAGACUGGAUCUUAUUUACUUUGGGCCCCCAAAAUAAGCACUAGGCCUUAUUUUUGGGGGUCUUAUUUUUCCCCAUGUACGGGAAGUCAUCCAUACCCUGACACCUGCCUCACCUUGUGGCCAUGGCAUCAAAACGCAGCUUGGCCUCCUGCUCUAUUGCGGCCGGGAGCAAGUAGAAGAAAUGGGCCAGUGGCCAUGUGGGCUCCUGCUGCACAUGACUGCCAGUGCUGCCACUGCGAGGCAGGUAUCGGGACAUGGAUUGCCUGACUGUGGGGGCUCUGAGGUAAGCUGGUGUGGGGCACAUGGGGCAGCUCCACCCCCCACCUCACCUCGUGGCCAUGACACCAAGAGCAACCAGACAGAAUGGUUGGGCGGGUGGCUCUACAGGCUCUUAAGUAGGGCUUAUUUUGGGGCGGUAGGGCUUAGAUCAGCAGUUCUCAACCUGUGGGUCAGGACCCUGUUGGGGGUCGAAUGAAGAUUUGCCAGGGGUCGCCUAAGACCAUCGGAAAUAUGGGAAGUAUACUUGUGAGUUGAAGAAUCGCGCUCCAAUGGUUGACUCCACAAGCCAGCUGCAGGCUCUUCAAAUCGCUAGCCGAAUUCGGCUUCAGGCAUGAUGAAUUAAAAAAGAGAGAAAUCUUUGCUCUGAUGUCUCCCUCUCAAGCCAGCUGCAAUCAUUCCCAAUCGCUAGCCUAAUCUGGCUUCAGGCGCGAUAAACUUAAUAGGGGAGGAGUCUCCGCUUUAAUGCCUCCGUCCUCAAGGCAAUCGCAAGCAGUUCAGAUCGCUAGCCAAUGCGGCUUCAGGUGCGAUAAAUUCAAAACGAAAAUAAUUUUAUGGUUGGGGUUGCCACAUCGUGGGGAAUUGUAUUAAAGGGGUCGCAGCACUAUAAAGGUUGAGAACCACUGGCUUAGAUGCACACGUAAAAACAUGCUAGGUCUUAUUUUCAGAAUAGACCUUAUUUUUGGGGAAAUGGUACCUAUCUUGCAUUUUUUUCUGAUGAAAAAUUCUAGAGGUUGAAUAGCUUGCACAUCAUUUUGUAUUAUCUUCCUUGUAUGCUAUGAAAGUAUUAUUCAGCUAUGGAUUUGGAAUAUUUAUAUAAUAUGCUAUAAAUUAAUUUUUCUAGAACUGGAUAAUAUUAAACUUCAUGCUUUCAGUGCAUAUGUUCAGUGAGGUACAUAAGGUUAAUGGGUGUUUGGUAAAAUAAAUUAAAACAGUAAAUAUUUUUAAUAGACUGUAACAAUGACAAUAUUGUUAUAUUGUCUAAUGCUUGUUAGUAACACUGCUGAAAUUCAAA